This is a messenger RNA of Anisakis simplex (herring worm), 672 nucleotides long. Lineage: Eukaryota; Metazoa; Nematoda; Chromadorea; Rhabditida; Anisakidae. The record is from the annotation of a GenBank genome assembly.
UCGCUGUUUUUCUCAGUAUUUCGUUUUCUUCAGGUUGGUGGUUUAGGACUUGUGAUAGCUGGAGCGGUGUUACAAUUGAAAUAUACUGGAUUAUUGGAUAUAUUGGGCGAUGAACGAUUAGCAACACCAAUAUUUUUACUCACAGCUGGUGCAUUAUGUGCACUUCUUGGUUUUUUGGGCUGUUGUGGUGCGAUUCGCGAGAAUUAUUGCUUAACAGUUAGCUUUGCGGUUCUACUCGCGUUGGUGUUACUCGUUGAAACUGCCGCUGCCAUCGCUGCAUACGCGCUUCAUGAACCACUUCAGGCUUCGCUUUCUCAGCAACUGACACUUGGACUAGGCCGUUAUAAUCGAUCCGCUGGUGUUACGAUGGCAUGGGAUCAGACGCAGAUUCAAUUCGCGUGUUGUGGUGUUCAUAAUCACACUGAUUGGAUAACGCCACCGGAUUCCUGUUGUGUGCAUCUUAGUCCUGGCUGUGGACGUAUUGAACAAAAUCUUCAUCCAGCAGGUUAUCUUCAUUUACUUUGCAGGUCGCUUGCUUUCCCUCCUUCUAAAUUAUCUGUGCCCAAAACAAGGGAUGAAUCGAAUCGUUUAGCAUUAAUAAGAAUACUUCUUGCUUUCUCUUUUGAUUCAACUUGUGUAUGUAAUGGACAUGGAAACGGUAGUGGACAUUAA